ACUUCAUUUUAUAUGCGGUGCGAUGAUACUGUUAUUCAAAAUUGGAUUUAUUUGCAUAAUCAGUGUGGUUUAUUGAGAUUACAGACACAACGUUAUCUUAAUUGAUAAAAUAUAUCAAAGAUGUUUGCGGUGAUAAGGAAGUUGUCUGAUAACGAAGUGAUGUAUUAAGAGUAUAAUAACCCAAAUUAAGUUUAAAUGCGAGCGUAGUUUUUGUUCGCAUUGCAAUUUAUUACGGAUGCGUUUUUAACAAAAUAAAUGCUACAUUUAUAAAUGAUGUUGAUUCAUAUAGUUUAGCUGUCCAAAAAGACUCGAUUCAUAGUAUCAAAUAGGAAUCUAGUGCUUAAUUGUUAUGUGACCAACAUGUUCUAAAAGAUAACGACAAACGUAUUUGUUUAAAACGAAUCACAAAACAUAUAAACUGAACUUAAUAACACGCCGGGUACCCGACUUGGAUUGUUAAAAUCGCGCUGAAAUCAUGACUGCAUUGCAAGUGUAUUGCGUUUCUGUUUUCAUUGUAGGCAGUGUUCAUAUUGUCGACUCGUGCACACCUGGAGAGUAUGAUCAAUGCCCAGCCUGGUCAAGUUGUUCAAAAGGUUGUGGAGGCGGGCGACAAUGUAGAACAUGUCAGUUAUGUUUAUGGUCCAUAGAGACAAAAAAGUUUUGUCGAAACUGCAACGAAUUUUGUUAUAAUGGUAAUUCGUUUGUGAAUGGAAGAUGCCUUUGUCCAAGUUGGAGAGCGGGAGAAUGUUGUGAGGUCUGCAGACAUAUAAACAUCCCGAAUUGUGUUUCUGGACAACAACAAUGCGGCGGCUCCCCUGAUGGCAUCAUGUGUUCUCAAUGCGAGUCCGGAUAUUAUUCAGGCGGAUACAACCGAGGAUGCUUAGGUACAUUAGGCAUUCCAGUAACAUCACUGUCGAAUACAUUAACAAAGGGUCAGACAAUGGUGACAACACAUACUCUACGAGAAACCAUCCCAAAAACAACACAAACACUAUCGCUCGAAACCGCAACACCGCCAAAGAAUAUACAAUCAACCGCCUCCUCGUCGACAACUGCAAGUCACUCUGACUCUUCAAACCAAGAGGCCCCUCAACGUGGAUCUACGACUACGGUUAUAGCAGUAGGAGUCUCAGUUGCAGUCGUACUAGCGGUUGCAGCUGUUGUGCUUGCGUUUGUCCUUAGAAAGAAACAAGUAUUACCUUGUUCGAAGACUACAUCGUCUUCUUAUACUGGCAAGCACUCGGUUGAAAAUGGACCAGAGCAACACUAUGAAGACCUGGUUGACAGAGAUGGACACAAUACCAUCUACUCUGCACAGGACAUAAGUAUUGAUUGUGCUGACGGCAAAGCUCGCUAUCACAAUACAGAAAGGGAUAAGUGUAUUGAAAGUGAAACCAAUGACAAAUGCAAUUCUGACUACUAUAAUAACAGGGUGGACCUUGAACAUGUUGAACAAAAUUACAUGAAUUAAACGUAUUCAAAAUCAAUUAAGAAACCACUGAAAAUAAACAUGUUCCUAGCAUAAAAAGAUGCAUUAAACAUGCUAAUAUGGUGACUUUAACAGACUCAUGUAUAUCAUCCAUAGUAGGUAUGGCCGAUGCAUAAGAUAAAUAACAUUAUACGUUUCCAAGCAUCUACAGUAGCGGCCUGAAUUCAUAGACUUUCCAAUUCUUUAGUUUUAGGACCAGUAUAGCGAUCGGUAGUCUCUAUGGAUACGAACUAUGGACUGAUUACCAUGUAAGCGAUAUGAUACGCUAAGAGCUCUUGCAAAAUGUUUGUAUUGAAUGUAAGCAGUAUGUUAAGUCAAUGGUAAACGCAGAAUUUUAA
Molecule: messenger RNA, 1827 nt
Organism: Dreissena polymorpha
Lineage: Eukaryota; Metazoa; Mollusca; Bivalvia; Myida; Dreissenidae
Exons: 6
Coding region: 476-1471 (331 amino acids)
Source: RefSeq, a predicted model, not a curated record